Brassica oleracea var. oleracea is the source of this 1331-nucleotide messenger RNA. RefSeq names its product cysteine proteinase COT44-like. Bases 43 to 1167 code for a protein of 374 amino acids. NCBI's taxonomy places the organism in Eukaryota, Viridiplantae, Streptophyta, Magnoliopsida, Brassicales, Brassicaceae. The record is from RefSeq and is a predicted model, not a curated record. Gene Ontology annotation, molecular function: cysteine-type endopeptidase activity. Gene Ontology annotation, cellular component: lysosome. The transcript has 4 exons.
UAUCAACUAUCAGAACUAGAACAACCAAGCCAAACAUACAAUAUGGCUUCCUCAACAAAACUCAUUUCUUUACUUCUCCUAUACGUCGUCAUUUCAUUAGCCUCCGGUGAUGAGUCCACUACCAUUAACAACCAUCUCGAUCUUCCAUCGGACGGCUCAUGGAGAACCGAUGAAGAAGUGAGGUCCAUCUACUUACAGUGGUGUGCGGAGCACGGGAAAACUAGCAACAACAACGGUAUCAUCAACCAACAAGACGAAAAGUUCAAUAUUUUUAAAGACAACCUAAGGUUCAUUGAUCUACACAAUGAGAACAACAAGAACGCUACUUACAAGCUUGGUCUCACCAUAUUCUCUGAUCUCACUAACGAUGAGUACCGGAGGUUAUACCUCGGGGCAAGAACCGAGUCUGUCCGCCGCAUCACUAAGGCCAAGAACGUUAACAUGAAAUACUCGGCCGCAGUAAACGACGUGGAGGUUCCGGAGACGGUUGAUUGGAGACGGAAAGGAGCCGUUAAUGCCAUUAAAAACCAAGGAACUUGCGGAAGUUGUUGGGCGUUUUCGACAGCUGCAGCAGUAGAAGGUAUAAACAAGAUCGUAACAGGAGAACUCAUAUCUCUGUCCGAACAAGAACUUGUCGACUGCGACAGAUCCUACAACCAAGGCUGCAACGGUGGUUUAAUGGACUAUGCUUUUCAAUUCAUCAUGAAAAACGGCGGUUUGAACACCGAGCAAGAUUAUCCUUACCGUGGUUCCAAUGGAAAAUGCAAUUCUUUACUGAGGAAUUCAAGAGUUGUAACUAUUGAUGGUUACGAAGAUGUUCCUACUGAAGAUGAAACGGCGUUGAAGAGAGCAGUUUCAUACCAGCCCGUGAGUGUUGCCAUUGAAGCUGGUGGAAGAGUUUUCCAACAUUACCAAUCGGGGAUCUUCACUGGAAAGUGUGGGACAAAUCUAGAUCAUGCAGUGGUGGCUGUUGGUUAUGGUUCAGAGAACGGUAUUGACUAUUGGAUUGUAAGGAACUCGUGGGGUACACGUUGGGGAGAGGAUGGUUACAUUAGGAUGGAGAGAAACUUGGCAAGGUCCAAGUCCGGCAAGUGUGGAAUUGCGGUUGAAGCCUCGUACCCGGUUAAGUACAGUCCAAACCCGGUUCGUGGAACCAGCAGUGUUUGAAGUUUUUAAAAUAAAACUCAAUUGGGAGUUUUAUAACUAAGAUUUAAUCUCAUAUUAUUGUUUGUAUGUAUAGUAUAUCAAAAAAGAAGGUAUUUGAUCCAGCAUACGGAUUUAGUCUGUAUAAAUCCUUAUGUCGAUCAAUAUCAUUUCGUUUAAAGAAAGAU